UGGAAGAGGAUGGCUGUGGUGGUGCUCGUUGAAGAAAAGAACAAGAGACAAGAUCUGAAGGAUUUCGAACUAAUUAAAGCCAGAUCUGAAGGUUUCAAAGAACACCUGAUCCAAAUAUGGGGGUUUCGAAUCAGAUAUGUUGGAGUUCAGAUUGCGGAGACAUCGAAUUGCAGUGACCUUGUUUUCAUGUAAAUUGAUUCGGUGUCUCAGGUGUGAAUGCGUGGAGUUGAAAGUUCCUGUAGAGGAUGAGGACCAAGGUUUGAAAAAUGGAUGUGAAUUUGAGACUGGUGGUGGUAAAGAGAGCAAGGUGACUAGUAGUAGAGAUGAUCAGUUUGAAAUGAAUAUCAACCAAGUGAGCAAUUACAGCUAUGCAGAAGCUGAGGCAUUGACUGAUGAUAUUGAAGUUGCGUUUAAUGCAAACACCACUCAGAACUAUGUUGGUUCUAGAAGUUUUAUUCAAGAAACACAAUCCCUGUAUUCUGUAAGAUUGACCAACCAACUCGUUGCAGAUACCAGAAUGCAGAUUGGAGACUUCGCCCUCUCCCUGAUGAGAUGCUCAGCAUCCACUGAGUCUGAAAAUUCUGAUGAACCGCUGGUGGAGGGAUUUGAAGUGAUAGAUAUAAUUUUUGAUGUCAAGCACUGCUUACAGGGAUUUGUUAGGAUGGCUAAGGAUCUUAACGCUAUUGUGAUUGCCUUCAGAGGCACUCAGGAACGCAGGAGCAAACUAAGCAUGCUGACAAGCAACUCAUGUAUCAAUGCCGCUGUUCUUUUCUUGAGAUUUACAAUGAACAAAUCACUGAUUUGUUGGAUCCAAGCCAAAGAAACCUCCAGAUAAGAGAAGAUGUCAACUCUGGUGUCUAUGUUGAGAAUUUGACAAAGGAAUGUGUAUCUACAAUGAAAGAUGUCACACAGCUUUUAAUGAAGGGAUUGUCAAACAGGAGGAUAGGUGCAACAAGUAUAUAUUUGGUUGUGUGUAAUGUUAAAAAAGAAGUGCUGUGGCUACUGCCUGUCAUGUAACAUAUGAAGGAACUUGAUAAACAUUCUUGCAGAAGUUUCCCAAUCAGGAAAGCAAAGGCAUAUUCCCUACAGAGAUUCCAGGUUGACAUUUUUAUUGCAGGAAUCUCUUGGUGGAAAUGCAAAACUAGCAAUGGUCUGUGCCAUUUCUCCUGUGCAAAGCUGUAAGAGUGAGACUCUAAGCACACUGAGAUUUGCCCAGCGUGCAAAGGCUAACAAGAACAGGGCAGUCCUUAAUGAAGUAAUGCAGGAUGAUGUGAAUUUCUUGCGUGAAGUGAUAUGGCAAUUGAAGGAUGAACUGCUUCGGAUGAAGGCAAAUGGAAACCAAGCUGACCCUUAUGGAGGUUAUUCAACAGGGUGGAAUGCUCGUAGAAGCUUGAAUCUCCUGAAAUUUAGCCUCAAUCAUCCAAUGAAUUUACCUCAUGUUGAUGAUGACAGUGACGAAGAAAUGGAAAUUGUUGAGGAGGCUGAUCAAGUUGGUGUUCAAUCAACAAAUGCCAUGUAUGUGGGCAAUCUGGGAACUUCUGGGUACCCUCAACCAAACACAUCUGAGAGUGCAUGUGAUGAAAAUGAAGGCUGUAAGGAUACAGACGUCAUUAUGGAAGAAGAAGUAUCUGAACAAGUUGACAAGCAUGAAAUCAUCACUUUUUGGCUGAGUGUAGAAUCACAGAUAUAUUCACAAUGCAAUAUGUAUGAAGCAGGACAGAAGAAGGUGGCUUUCAAAUAUCUAAUAGAGAAGGUAAUUUGUUUUAUCUUGGCAUUCUAUCAAUGAUAUCUGAAACUUCAUAUGAAGACAUUAGCGACUUCAGGAAAAUGUUUCUUUAAUGGCACAAGUUUCUUGUUGUAUUGGUCAAUUCUAAAUAAUUGGUAAAAAAGAAUCGACCAAUGCAACAAGAGAAGUGAAGGACUUGAAAAGAGUUUGGAAAAAUUGGUCAAACAUACAAAAUUGAAGGAAACCAAUCAGAAAAUAGAAACUCUGCUGCAAAAUGUGGUAAGGUGAGCAAUUUAGGCAAGCUUUUAUAAUUUAAAAAAAAAAAA
Messenger RNA from Camellia sinensis, 2052 nucleotides. NCBI's taxonomy places the organism in Eukaryota, Viridiplantae, Streptophyta, Magnoliopsida, Ericales, Theaceae. The record is from RefSeq and is a predicted model, not a curated record.